AUGGAGCAGAUUCCCGCCGUCGCCAGCACGUCCGCCGAGGCGAUGUAUCGCGAUGUCGUGCAUCGCCGCUGGGCACGCGCCUUUCUCUUCCACCUGCUCUCCAUCGGCCCCUUCCUCUUCCUCUGGGCCGCGCCGCUCGUCGUCCGCGCGGGCCUCCUCCCAUCGCUCCUCUCCUUCUUCUCGCUGCGCCUUUACCUCGCUUUUGCGAUUUUUGAUCUUUCGCAACUUCUUUUCGUUCUAGCUCACCACGCCAUCGUCGUCGCAGACGCCCCUCCCCUCCCCUCCACUGCCUCCCUCCUCUCUUCCGCCGCGAAUCUCGCCGGAUUUGCCGGCAUAUCAGAUCCACGCCCGUUCGUGCACCAAGACCAACAGAUUCGCGCAUCGCACGACGGGUUUCGCGGGCCCGCCAGCCAAUGGGAGGCGGAAGCGGCUCGGGCGACGCUAGCUGGCCGCGCCAAGUUCGCUUCUCUUUGCGCCGCGGCGGGCGCCGCAGGUGCGAUCGCGCUCUCGCUCUUCCGCGCGCAGCUUCUGCGCAGCACGGCGGAGACCGAAUCCAACGACGAGUGGCCGCCAGACGGUUGGGCCGUGGCGGGCGAGGCGGGAUUCGGCGGCGCGGUGGGGGUGCUGUUCGCGGCGUACCACGUGGUGCGGCGCGACUACCUCCUCGCGUUCCCCGUGCUGCAGCGCGCCCCGUUCUACCGAUUCAAGACGACCCUCCCGCGCUGCGCCACGUCAGCAGCCACAUUCGGGUGCAUCACCGCGCUCCUCUACUCCCUCCUGCUCCGCCCGCUCCUGCUGCCGCUCCUCGCCACCGCCACCACCACCGCCACCGGCAUCCCGCUCACCUUCCUCGCCGCCCCGCCUCUCUCCAUCCGCGCACUGCUGCUCUCUCUGUUGGCUCGCCUGCACGGCGUGGCGUUCCUGGCCUUCUCCUGGGAGGCCGCUGCGGCCGCCACGAACAUCUUCCUCACCCACCGCCACCUCUUCCUCCCCGCGCCCUCCUCCCCCUCCUCCCCCCUCGCCCCCCUCCUCCUCGCCCUCUCCCCCUCCCCUGGCCCCGCAACUCCUCCAUCCCCUGUCCCCCUGCCCCUCCUCGCCCUGCCCCGCCUCGUGCUCCACUGGGCGCUGCUCGACCUCUCGCUGCUCGCCGAAUCAGAGGCUGACACGUGGCGCCGCGCGGUGCUGUUUGAGUCGCAGGAGGCGUACAGCGCAGUGGUGGCGGCGUGCAUCCGCCCCAUCGAUGCCAUGACGGCCCGAGUCGCUGCUGCUGCUGGUUAUCCCACCGUUACUACUGCACUGCAGCAGCAGCAGCAGCAGCAUUAUUCCUUACAGUCACCCACGGCUGCAUUCACAGCAGCCGGGUUUGCCUCUGCUGAAGGGAUGAGAUGGCGGCAGGGGAAGGGCGGAGGGGAGGGGGUGGAGGGGCAGGCGCUGCAAGGGGGAGGGAUCUUGGGAAGCGGCGCAUAUGGGAGUGGAAUGGGCGUGGGGGGCGUGGAGGGGAGGAGGAGAGCGCCCAGCGCAGCUGAGGUGUUCUUUGACUGGCAGGUGAGCGGGCGGCAGGUGAGCGGGCGGCAGGUGAGCGGGCGGCAGGUGAGCGGGCGGCAGGUGAGCGGGCAGCCGGUGAGAGGGCGGCAGCUGUGUGUCAUGAGCAUGCGCGCGCUGGCAGCGCUGACAGCAGCGUCGCGGGGGGAGGACCGCAUGGGCGUGGCGCAGAUGGCGGGCGCCAACGCCGCGGCGCUCUCCGCGCUGCUCUCUGCACUGCUCGCCCUUGACUCGCUCCUCCUCUCCCCCUCCCACCGCCACCCUGCCGCCCCCGCCACCUUCUCUGGCUUUGGGGAAGCUUCCUCGCAAGCGACUCCUCCAGGUGCCUCUCAACCUGCCUUCUCCCACCAGACCUCGGUUCUAUCUUCAGGAAGCGGGGGAUUAUUUGGCACACCGACCCUCAGUCUUAGGUAUGGAGGUGCGGCAGCAGGUGGUUCGGACGUACCAGGCGAGGGAGCAGGGGGCGGGGCGGUGGGGAGAGCUGUGUACGGCGAGGGGGUGGUGGGGCCGGUGUGGGGCGAGGCAUGGGCCAUGGCGGAUGUGGUGCGCACCUCUCUGUAUUGCAUUGCAGAGACGUUUGGGGAGGAGAUGGUGGAGAAGGCGGGUGGAGGGAUGGGAGGAGGGAGGGGGGGAAGAGGAGGCGGUGGGGCAGGUGCUUGGAGGGUGGAUGAGGCGUGGUUGCCUGGGGACAUGCGACCCUUGUUUGGUUCGAGAGAAGCUCAUGCAGCCAAGGUGCUGUCGCUGCUGGCACACACUGAGUAG
Molecule: messenger RNA, 2304 nt
Organism: Closterium sp. NIES-65
Lineage: Eukaryota; Viridiplantae; Streptophyta; Zygnematophyceae; Desmidiales; Closteriaceae
Source: the annotation of a GenBank genome assembly